Molecule: messenger RNA, 2870 nt
Organism: Phaedon cochleariae (mustard beetle)
Lineage: Eukaryota; Metazoa; Arthropoda; Insecta; Coleoptera; Chrysomelidae
Source: the annotation of a GenBank genome assembly
AGUUAGAAUCCGAACACGAACAACAUCAUGAUAGAUAGAAAUAAUAAGGCUUUUCGCGAGUACAAAUACGAGAAAAUUUCCAAGGAAGAGGAUACUGAGGGCCGACCACAGUGGGACAAACAAAACGGCUUCAUUUUUAUCAGGGAUCUAAUUACAGCAAAGGGAAGAAGUAAAAAAAGGAAAUUGAUUAUAACGUCAGUUAUAGUGGCUGUUGCAGUAGCGUUAGUCAUUGCAGCCGUGAUAUUAUUAUCCACAGGAAGUAAAGAAGAAAAUAAAGUCACUCCAUCAACAGCAGCAGCAGCUCUCACUUUGGACGAUUUCUUGUAUGGAAAGUUUCAACCAAAGAGUUUCAAUGCCACGUGGACGUCAGGUGAAGACCUCAUUUACAGGGACGCCGAAGGUCAUGUUGUUCUCUUUGAUAUCAAAAACAAUUCCACAAAAAUCCUGAUAAAUUCGUCAGACAAUAUAUUGCUGUCAGCUUUUGAAUUUCAAUUGUCUGCUGAUGGAUUAUUUUUGAUUGUGGCUUACAAUUAUCAAAAGCUAUAUCGACACAGCUAUCUUGCACAAUAUGCCAUAAUAGAUUUAAGCACAGGCGAAAAGACCGACCUCAUAUCGGGCAACCAGCCUGCCCAACUGGUUGUUUGGGCACCGAUCGGAAAUGCCUUAGUUUUCAUAGCAGAAAACAAUAUUUUUUACAGAAGGUCGGUCAAAGACGAAAAUGCCAUUGCCAUCACAAACACGGUCGGUUAUGUUUCUAAUGGAGUGCCUGACUGGGUGAAUGAAGAGGAAGUUUUUAGUUCUAAUAGUGCACUCUGGUUCUCUCCCGAUGGAAAAAGAUUAGCCUAUGGAAGGUUCAACGAUACAAGCGUACCACUGAUGAUAAUACCGGUAUAUGGAGAACCAGGAAAACUAACAUCACAAUACCCCAGAGCCAAUGUCAUCAAAUAUCCAAAGUGUGGUACUACAAAUCCCACAGUUAGUCUGCAUUAUGUCAAUCUCACCAAUCCAACCAUUGAGUAUAACCUAGAGGCACCAGUACAUUUCAGAAGUGAAGUCAUUUUGUCAGCUGUCGAAUGGGCCACCGGUGACGUCAUAACAGCAAUUUGGAUGAACCGGGUGCAAAACCAAGCGUUGAUUAUGUCUUAUGAUACAUCAACUAACCCUGCCACUUCUACAACGAUUAAAAAUUUGGCUUCCGCUGACGGUUGGUUGGAACUAUUCACCCCACCGAUAUUCUCCAAGGACGGUUCGAAAUUCGUCCUGAUACUUUCGCAGGACCAAGGCGGCAAUUCAGGAUACCGGCAUUUAGUGAUGUUCAACACAGUUGAAAACGCACAGGACCAACCUCUUACCAAAGGAAAAUACGUGGUUACGGACAUUUUAGCUUGGGACCACGAAAAUAAUUUGAUAUAUUACUUGGCGAAUACAGAAUCUGAUUCAGCGGUACAGCAUCUAUACUCAGUCUCCCCGGACACAAAAAACGCAAGCUGCCUAACGUGUUCCUUGAAAUCCAAACACGAUCCGGCCAAACUUUGCUCGUACAACACCGCGGUGUUCAGCAAAAACGCCUCCUACUUUGUCCACACUUGCGCAGGUCCUGAUGUACCGCAAGUAUCGCUGUUUUCUAAAAAUGGCAAAGAGAUCAUUUCAUGGAACAGAAACGAUGAAUUGGCCGAAUAUCUGAAAGGCAGAGACGUGCCAGUGAUCAAGAAAAUGUCGUUUGCCAUUGCAGACGGUUUCGAAGCUAAUGUGAUGUUGAGGCUGCCUCCCAAUAUGGAUAUGAGUGGGCAGACGAAGUACCCCAUGCUUGUCAAUGUAUACGGGGGCCCUGACACAUACCAAGUCAUCGACAAAUUCGUAUUGGAUUGGGGCAGCUAUUUAGCUUCUAACAAGAGCAUAAUAUAUGCAACAAUAGAUGGCAGAGGAUCUGGAUUGAAAGGAGAUAAAAUCCUGUUCUCUAGUUACAGAAGACUGGGAACAAUUGAGAUAAUAGAUCAAGUAAAUGUGACUAGACUGAUUCAGAAGGCCCUAUCUUAUGUUGAUUCUUCGAGGACAGCAAUUUGGGGAUGGAGCUAUGGAGGUUAUGCAUCAGGAAUGGCUUUAGCAACAGAUUCCGAAGGAAUAUUCAAAUGUGGAAUUUCCAUAGCGCCUGUUACAGAUUGGGCGUUGUACGAUUCCAUAUAUACAGAAAGAUUCAUGGGCCUACCAACAGUAGAAGAUAACUUGGAAGGGUAUGAAGAAGCCCAGCUCCUGAAGAAAUUUGAUGGACUGAGGGACAAAGAGUACUUUUUGAUCCACGGUACUCACGAUGACAACGUUCACUACCAACAGUCAAUGUUGUGGGCUAAAGUACUUGAACAUCAUGACAUUCUCUUCAGACAACUGUCCUAUCCUGAUGAAGAUCAUAGUCUGGGUUCAGUGCGUCCCCAUCUCUACCAUUCAUUAGAAAAUUUUUUGGAUGAAUGUUUUGUUGGAAACAAUGUUUGAAUAUGACUGACAGAGCCAGAUAGGUCAGAUGAAAGAAAAUAAACGAAAACUUAAAGCACAUUGGAAGCAGAACACCUUUAAAUGAUCGUUUUCACUGAAAGUGAGAAAAUAACCCAACUUUAAAAGUGACUGAGAAAAUAUUCCAAAACUAGUCAAAUAUAUCAAAAUAUUCAAGAGCAUAUUUUUAGUGAGCCAUGGCUUUAUUCAUCUAGGUCUCAUGAGAUUGAAAAAUGUUAAUACUCUAGUGUACUCCUGUAUAUAAUAUUAUUCAGAAAAUGAUUUUUAAAUAAAUUUUUAUUCUAUAUUAACAAUAUCUUUAACAAUGCAUUUCUGUUUCUAAGAUUGGUAUUUCUAAAUAUGUUGCAACAACAAGAAUCUCACUU